AUGCAAACUAUUAGAAAAGCAAAAGGAAGUAGCUUCUAUUCAAAUACCAAUUCAGGUGCCAACCAACAGGUUAUUCAAGCUUCUGAAAUUAAAGCACAGGUAGAAAGCUUUAGUGUAAAUAUGAGCAACAAGAAGAGGCCACAUGUAGUAAUCCCAACUCUAGUUCCUGAACUAGAACCUGAAAAGGAAGUUCCAAUACUUAGUGUCAACUACAUCACUGAAGAAGAAGCAAAAAACUGGGACAGUCCAAAUGCUCAAAAACCAAUAGAGCAUGGUUGUAAGACCCUUUUCCAUGAUCUUGAACUAAAUGAUCCAGAGGCAAUUUGUCUACUGACAUUAAAAGAGUUAGAGUCUGAAGGCAGUUCUAAACCUAAAACACAAUCAUUUAGAAAAAGUAAUAAAUCUAAGAAUUUGAUUAAUAAAGAAUUUGAGCGUUUAGAAGAAAUUAAGGGGCAUGAAAAGUUCAAGAAGGAUUUAGAAUUUAAGGAACAAGAAGAAUUGUAA
Messenger RNA from Rhizophagus irregularis DAOM 181602=DAOM 197198, 504 nucleotides. RefSeq lists its product as uncharacterized. Lineage: Eukaryota; Fungi; Glomeromycota; Glomeromycetes; Glomerales; Glomeraceae. The record is from RefSeq and is a predicted model, not a curated record.